Messenger RNA from Drosophila teissieri, 2486 nucleotides. It is a transcript of the gene Rlip, whose product is annotated as ralA-binding protein 1. Gene Ontology annotation, molecular function: GTPase activator activity; small GTPase binding. The record is from RefSeq and is a predicted model, not a curated record. The transcript has 4 exons. Gene Ontology annotation, biological process: small GTPase-mediated signal transduction. Lineage: Eukaryota; Metazoa; Arthropoda; Insecta; Diptera; Drosophilidae. Bases 93 to 1970 code for a protein of 625 amino acids.
GAUGGAUUAAUCGAUUAUUUGUUGCAUAUGUUGUUUACGCCAAUUGUUUACGAAAAGUAUUUAUUUACUGCUGGCGAAGUAAUUUAUUCGUCAUGGAUUUCGACAGUCCCGAGGAGAAGGAGUUUCCCGGGCUGUACGCCUCCGAGGCAGCGGAUGCUAAGUCGAGGAAGAGCAAGGAAGAAAGCGACUUUAGUGAGGAUCACGAGCAUAGUAAGAAAGACCUGUUGAUCGGCCGGCGCAAGGACAAGAAGGAAAAGGGCAAGGAUCGGGGAUACGCCGCUCUGGAGGGCGAGAGCUCGCCGGAGGAAGAAUUGGACACCAAAAGUCCCACCAAGUCGAAAAAGUCAAAGACCUUUAAGUUCACCAGCUCCAAGAGCAAGGAGAAGCGCGAAAAGUCGCGUGACAAGUCCGAAAGGGACCUAAAGCACGCAGAGGAGGAGCCUUCCGUCUCCCACAAGGUCAAGGAGAAAGAACGGGAUAAAGAUAAGGACCGUGAUGAACCGAAGAAAAAGGAAAAGGAGGAAAAGCGAAAGGAAAAGGACAAGAAGGCUGACAAGAAGGACAAAAAGGAUAAGAAGAGCAAACAGCUGUCGCAGCACCAGGACGACGCCUCCGCCGCGGAGGAAGUGCUGGCACUUGGAUAUCCCGUCUUCGGGGUUUCCGUAAGCUUGGCCACCGAACGAUCCCGCUGCCACGACGGCGUGGACAUUCCUCUGGUUGUGCGCGACUGCAUUGAUUUCCUGCAGGAUCACCUGAAGUGUGAGCAGAUCUACAAGAUUGAGCCCAUCAAGACGCGUCUGAUGCACUUUAAGCGGUUGUACAACAACAGGGAGCACGACUCCGCCGUUGAUGAGCUCAACCUGCCUACCGCCUGCAGCCUGCUGAAGCUCUUCCUGCGCGAACUGCCGGAGCCACUGCUGACCACCGAUUUGGUGGCCCGCUUUGAGGAGGUAGCCUCUCAUCCGAAGGUGACCACGCAGCAGGCAGAGCUGCAGCAGCUGCUCGAACAAUUGCCAAAGUGCAACCGCACUCUGUUGGCGUGGGUACUGCUCCACUUCGACGCGGUGAUCCAGCAGGAAAGGCACAACAAACUCAACGCCCAGUCGCUAGCAAUGCUGCUCAGCCCGACGCUCCAGAUGUCCCACCGACUAAUGGUGGCUCUACUUUGCCACUGCAACAACUUGUUUGCGGACGUCAAGCUGAUAAGGUAUGUGCCCCCGCUCACAUCGGCGAGCCCAAAGCUGCCGGAUUCGCCGGAGGACAUCCAGACGGAGUUGCGAAAGCAGGACAGUCUUCUGUCCCAGAUCCACAGCGAAAUGAACGCCGGGUUCAUUACUAAGAAACGCGAGGAACAGCUGUGGGAAGUGCAGCGCAUCAUUACCCAGCUGAAGCGGAAACUGCGCACUUUUGAGAAGAGACAGGAAAAGGCUGCUGAGGAAUUAGACAACAGCAGCUGUGCUCCGCCCACUGUAGCCAGUGAAGAUACCACUGAUUCCAAACCCGCAGUAACUCCGGCCGUAUCUACGAACAACAGUAUUUGCCAGGAAGAGCCAAAAACCGAUUCACUAUCCUCGAAAGAUGCUCCCAACGAUUUUACUAUUGAUCCGGGCACAGGCUUUAUUUUGCUCCCCAAGUCAAAUCCGCACCGCGAAAAUUUGCUUAGGCUUCAAAUCGAAUAUGAUGAGCUAAUGGAAUGGCAGAACGAGCUAAAAGCACGAAUCGUCGCUGAGCGCAACGAAGUCUACAGGCUCAAGCAGCUGUACGAGCAGCAGUCAAUAAACAGCCAAAUGGCCUCCUUGGCCGCGGGAUCUCAGGCUCCCCCGGAAUCCGACUAUGAGCGGAUAAUCGAGCAUUACACACGAGAAAACGCGUUGCUAGAGCACAAGAAAAAUAUGCUAGGCAUGGAACUAAAGGAGGAACGACGGGCCUGUAUUGCUCUACAAGUGGAGCUGCGACUCCAGCAGUUUUAAUGUAUUAAUACGAUUAAUGUAUUACUAGGAUGGGUCAAGUUGAGGGAUACAACUAUCUUCCAAACAAACAGAAAUAGUCUUCUGGGCAAUCAUGGCAGGUUUCGUCGGUUAUUUUUUCGACUGUCAAAUCAGUAAGUUGUAGAUGAAGACAAUUCAAUAUAUCAAAUAUUUAAAUGAAUAAACUUUAAAAGUUUUUCAUAACUUAUCUAUAAAAGUAGUCACUGUUCUAAACAGUCUCCUUUAUGAAUCGCAAUAGAUGAGAACUUUCAUUUCGAGAAAUAAAAUUAAAAUACUGUCAAAUGUAAUACGGAUUCCACACGCCUAAAGUCAGUCUAUUGUUUAUUUGGAAAUUACGAGCUUGUUUCAAACUUGACCCACCGAAAUAUAUGUAUAUAGGUUUACCAAUUUUAAAUCUCAAUGUCUACUUGCGAUCAAAUGCUUUCUUUAAACUAAAAUUAUUGUUAAACGGCGUAAAGCCCCAAAGAAUUCAUGUUAGACAACUUUAUUGCUUUUAAA